AGUUUCUGGUGGCUUGUACAGCAAAGCUAGAUCUACGAAGUCAUGCCAAGAUUCUGUACGACUGGGAAGGCAAUGAAAUUACCCUCCCUUGCUGAGACGCCUGUACUAGACGAUUGCCUGCAGCCAGGGGGCACCUGCAUCCUGGGCCCGGUCUGGGUGUCCACAGGCGAGGGGUUCAGCCCCUCGGGAACCAGGGACUUCCUGCUUUCCAUACAGGAAGUGCUCAAUGGCCGGCUCAAGGAGGCCAAGAAGUUCAGGAAAGAGCUUAGGUACAUGCAGGAUGGAGAGACCGACAAGAUCAAGAUUGCCAUUAAGAUUCUGUCCAUGACUUCUGACGAGGUGGAGGAAGCCAUCAUCUUUACGGACAGCGACAUUGAUCAACUCACGGAGACGCUAGAUCGGAUCAAAGAAAAGCUUGAAAAUUUAUCUGAACUCGUGAGCAAGGAGGAAGCAGAAGGGACCCACUUCAGGAUGAGACACAUCCGGAAAAUGUCCCCGGAUAGGUCGUACAAGAUGGUCGGAAUGCCUGGAUUAAAGUUAAAGAUUCAUGAGAAUGGAACAGCGAAUGUUCCUAGGGAAUUCUAUUUCAACGUCCGCAAAGCUGCCCAGGGUAGCAGCAAGGAACUCAUCAUGCAGAGAUUAUUGGACGAAUUGUCAGGAAUGUUUGUGAACCCGCUGAAACCUAAAAUCGCCCCAGUGGCCAAGAAGAUUUUCAACACCUUUGGUCAAGAAAUCACUGAUGUAUUCACUCUACAGUCGGAUCAAGAAAUCUGGGUCUCAUUUGGCGAGCCAUACAUGUCGCCAUUUACAUUCUGCUUGCAAACCAUAUUUGACCAAGUGAAAGGGAAAGAUGUGUUUGGUGAGAAGCAAGUCAUACUUCGUGAGCAACUUCAGCCUGAUCUUAUUGAUGAAGACAACCCAAAAAGUGCUGCCAACUGUGAAUAUUACGAGGCCCACAUAGGGAUGCCACCAAGCUAUCAAUACGAGCAGUGUCAAUAUGACGGGGAACGAGAUCAUGUGAAUAAUCUAGCUGCCAUGGCUGAACUAGAUCCACAUGGACAUUACUUGCAGUACAUGUUGAAACCUUCCACAGUGCUCUACCCUGAGAUCAUUAUGAACCACAAGCUCCCCAAGAAUCACAAAGAACUAUGGCCUUCUGAGACACAAAUCUGGGUCAUUUCAAAGUCAGGAUUCAUCUACAUUAAGCCGUUCCCUCAGAUGUGCCUGGCAGUGUCAAGUUUAAGGAUCAACACGCAGCUGUCUGGUCGGAAUACAGCUGUGUCCGGAUACGUUGUCACGCUGCAGAAGAAAAUGGUGGGCAACCCACAUCAGAUGUGGAAUUUCAAUCCUGAUGCUACAAUUUCUUCUAAGCAAUACCCUGACCUCUUGCUGACCUACCUUGGCAAAAGGUUUGGUGAGAAUUCUGAUGACGUGUCACAGCCAGAGGGAGUCAAGCCAGGUGUGCGGGUCUACCUUGUUGUGUCAGAACCCCUCACCAAAAAACAUGACAAACCAUUGCAGAGGUUUGCACUAAAGCAGGAGCGGUUCGACAACAUCGGCCAGUGGAAACAUAACGACGCAACCAACCCAGAAUGGAACAAGCAAGCCCUGUCUUGGCCUACAAAAGCUGAUGGGUCCCUUAACCAAGAUUACGAUUGGCCCAUGGAGGGUUAUAUUAUACCAUGUGCACCUAAGUUACACAAGAAAAUAUCACAUGAAGAUGGUCUUACAGGAAUGACCCCACUUCGUCUGAUGGUACUUAAGAAUGGAGAACGGAACACAAACCUUGUAGUUCCUGUGGUUGGACCAAACCUGACCAAUUUCAUGAAGGACCUUUCCAAGAAGCCUCCGCUGCCAGACGGCAAGAAGAGCAGGCGAAAACAACAACAACAACAGAAGCAUCAUCAUCAGCAUGAUGAUAUGAUCCCCGAGGCUGAGACCGGACCCAUUGAGAUGGACGUGAAUCUGCACUGCAGGGACCUCACUGUGCGAGAACUCGAGUUCAGUAUGUUCUUGGACCACUGCACCUCUCUGCUGAAUCUUCCGUUUGCCGGUCGUAGACUGUUUGACCAGAACGGCAAUGAGCACUUUACGCUGAAGACACUGAAGCGGGAUCAGUUGGUGUUUGUGUCAUGUGGCGAGAUUUGGACAGACCCCAAUCUGACAAAGGUCGAGCAACAGCGCCGAUUCCUGCUAUCACAGCUGGCACAGGACGUGGCCAAGAUACGACAGUAUGCUGCACUACGCAAUCCCGAAAGGUAUGUCCUCCAAGUUGACCCAAGCAUGCAGCCCAAUACCCAGGUAAUCGUCCACCAGCAGUGGUCAAAGGACGAUGAGAUGAUUGACCCUUUAAAGGUGGAUGGACCGGUCAGCAUGGCGGCCAAGCCACUGCCUAGUGUCCAGUCUGAGAAUGCUGAUAAAACCUGUCACGAUCUAGCCCAUGAGAGAUCAGAACAGCGUCUUAAUAACUUGAAGUGGCCGUGGGAAAGACUUGUUAACGUGAACAACAGCUUUGACUCCGACCCAGAAGCAAAUAAAUACACUGACAGGGAGAUGUAUGAAAAGUUCAAGCCUAAGCAAGUGACAAAGAUUUCACGUGAUACGCUUCAGCGUUUUGUGUUCGAGGAUGGUUACAUUGCACUCGCAAACAACAAAAAUCUUGUGUUGAGCGUGUCAGAGCCAGAAGGUCGAGUUGUGGAUGUGCGUCUGAUGAAAAGGCGACCAGAUGACAUCUAUCAGCAAUGGCUGAUGAAAGAAAAUGGCGAAAUUCGCCCCAGACACAGCCUUCAGACAGUUCUUACUGUCUCAAUGCCGAACAACGAACCCUUUGCUGAGGAUGAACAGGGUCGACCUUUGACCUUCAUUGGCUGCAAAGUCAUGCUGCAGACACGUCGAACCAAUGAAUUUGGCAAGGCACAUCAGAGAUGGAGAUAUGAUGCUGAGACAGGUUUCAUACACGCUUUCUACACAGAUCUGCCAGACAAAGAGAUUACAGCAGCAAACAAAGCUGAUGUUUGCACAUUCUCUAUUGCAAACACCUCCAAGAUUGAUCAGCCUGGUUAUGUGGCUCUGAUCCCCGUUCUGACACCUCCAGACCGCACGGCCUUCAAGCAGAUCCGUGUAUGUGUGUCCUGCGCGCGAGCCAUGCGGGGCAGAUACAAGCUCAUAAGGCUGCCUGAGAACACGCCGUUCUCAUGUGCGAUGGGCAACGCGAAGGGUCUGAAGUUGCCACAAGUGGGAAGCUUCCGUGUGCUCAAUGGGAAGGUGGACCUCUCAACGCACGAAUACGAGCUCACCCUGCAGGAGUGGGAGGAGAAGCUACGCAAACUGCACGAGGCCACCAGUGCACGAGUGAUCAACAAGGAGAUCAAUGUGGCGCGCACCGUGCGCACCAUUAAAGUGCAGGCGUACAAGAAUGGCGAGGGGCGGCUGCGGCCAGGGGAGAUAAUCUGCGGGUCCAGUGUCAUUGGGAUUCUGAGCCAGUGCACGACGCGGCUGGGACUAAACCAGGCAGCUGUGCGUAUGUUCACAGAGGAUGGCACCACAAUCGUUGAGGUGGAGGACAUAGUGGACUGGGCUGUAGACAACUACCAGGCCAUGUGGGUGCACCAGGUGGAGAGGAUGGAGCAGGGGAAAACUGAUGAGGACAUUGAGCAGAGGGGUGAGGGUGAAGGACAGGAAGGAGACACAGAGGAUGGACAGGAGAAAGCUGAAACUGAUUCAAAUGAGGCAGGUAAGGCAAGAAAGCGUCGAGAGUACCUGCUGGCCAAGUACCCACCCCCACCGACGGAGGUGAUACUACGCUAUCCCAUAGAGGUGUGGGUUUCUAGUGGGAAACCAUUUGUACCACCUGAAGUGGUUGAGUCAAAGGUUGAGAACCGCAAGAAGAAGCGAGCAUUCAGAUCUGCUGUGUCCUUGGAGCUGGAUAUUGAGAAACACAUCUUGAGAAGCAUGAAAGGUCGCCGUCUGGAUGAGUUGAGCCCGGGGGAGUACAAGGGCACGAAGAAUUCUCAGAAGCCCGUCGUGGUGGAAGGUCACUGGGAGGAGCCGACACCUGAGGAACAGGAGAAACAUGACACUGUGCAUAAAUUACAGGAGCAUCUUGCGGAGGUGAAAAUGAAUCAGAAAGAGAAGACAGUCCCACUCGUGCUGAAUAUGAACAAGUCCCUCUACAAGCAGCCUGAUACGAAACGUAUCCAGGCAUACCCAAAUGGCGAGUCAGUCGAGCGGGCGACUUACAUCUGGGGUGACACCUUCCAGCAGCUUCUAGACAGCGCCACCUUCAGGCUAAACCUUUGGCAACCUGCCAGGAGAUUUUUCACGCUCGAGGGAAAUGAGGUGACCAAGUUUUCGGACAUCCAGAAGGACGAAGUGCUCUGCGUGUCGACAGGUAAACCGUUCAAGCAGAGCGUGACCAGUCGUCUGGAUGUAGAGGUGAAGGCCAACUGGUCCCGCGCACACAAACAGUACGGUCCCACUGCCACAGACGUACACGUGGUGGCACCGUCCAACCCCAAUGUGAAUGUGGACCCUUUUGGACCCCCAGCCCUUGCGCUGCCACUAACUAAUGGGGACAGGUCUGCAAACCCCUUGAAACCAAUUACAGACAAGACCACAUCUGCCAAGGCAUUUUAAAGGGGCAGAAAUUGGUGCAGAAAUGUCUUCACCUCUCAAGUAAAAUGGAAAUCUAAUGGGAGAGAACUGGUCAGUCCAGAAAACAACAUAUAAAAGGGAGAGAUUUGACAAAAUCACAACACAUGUAAUAUGAUAUGAUUUUGACCAUCCACAUGGUUCAUAAUGAAGUCAAUGGAUCUGAAUUUUAAAGUUGUGGGAAUGUAGUUCAAAAUAAUGAUGACAUGCAUGUGAUGUUUAUGGACAAUGUGAUUUUUACAUUUAAUUGUCUUUUUAACAUAUUUUGAAUUGACAAUUAUGUUAACUUACAUUAGUUUAGAAUGUAUUUUUACAUGCCGCACAUAGAUUAGAAGAUGUGUGCUUGCAGUGGAAUUGCAACUUUUGGUGCUUGGCAUUUUGCAUUUUGAGUUUGGAAGGAUUGUGAUAAAUCUUGCAUCAAGACGCUGUUUUCAGUAGCAUAUAAUGUAGAGUCUUCUAAUUGUGUUAAAAUUAAAUAUUUGUGGAGGCAUAAGUUUGGGCAUAUUUGUUGGAUCUUAAUUUUGUGGACUUUGCUAUAAAGUCUAAAAUGAGACUUCAGAGAAAAAACAAGUUGAACAUUUCAUUUUAAUGUGGAGCAGAACAAAAUUAGUGUCAGAUAGCUAAUAUUGGUUUUGCAGUAUGUGUGAUUUUUACGGUAAUAGAAUGAAGUUAUUUUUUCUAUAGAUUAUUUUCACACAAUCUGACAAUUGAUUCACAAGUGUAUGUUUUGCAUUUACUCAUCCUGUGUUCUAUGCUGACUUUCCUAAGCUAAGCGCAUUACAUGUUCCUUAAAACUGUGGUUAACUGUGAUAUACAUGUGUACUUUUGUUGCUAUGAACUUGAACAGUCUAUCAUUCUUCACAAUUGUCAAAAAAAAGCACUGUUUUGAAUGUUUCAUGAAAACUCAAUUUUUUUUCGUAUUCAAUAUGAGAUGAUUUCAUACAUUCAGUUUUUUUUAAAUAUGUACAUGAACUAUGUAAUUGUUGCUUUACUUGUUUUUAUCAAUAGUAAAUGAUUAAUUGGCACAUUUUUUGUUUUAAUGCUCCAUAAUAUAUAAUACUAUGUGUAUAACUUUGAACACAUUUUAUUAUAUGCCGUCAUUUUAAUUACACUAUCUGUGAUAAUUGCCUCGUUGCAUGUCUUUCAAGUUAAGAAUCGAGUGUUACCAUUGUGAUGUCCAUUGCCCAUUAACAUUUAUUUGAAAAAAAAAUCAAAUUAUAAGAAUCCUAACUGUCUCUUUUGUGAACUAAUUAAACUUCCUUUCUUCUAGUCCUCUAUAUAUGAGACCAAGCAAUGAAAUGCAACUAUUCCAUGUUAAUUGGAAUUUAAUGUUUUUUAUCUGUAAGUAUAUAAGUAGGAGUACUUUAUGCUCAUUUAUAUGUACUUGUUUUUGUUGAACAAACUUUUUAAUUGAUAUAUAAUUGGUUAAAAUCUAAUUUUCAGUUCUUUAUGAAUCUUUUUUUUCCAUUAUGCAUUCCCAAAGAUUGUUUAUUUCACUAGCUUUUUUAAAUCAGAAUUAAAUUUAUAUGUACUGCUUUGCCUUGUUAGGGACCUUUUAAUGCAUGUUUUUAGAGAUCUUGUAUUUAUUUAUUAAUUUUAUUUACAAUAAUGUCAGGACACUAUAUUUAACCAGACAACCAUAAUCAGUAGAUUUAUCCAAUAUUGUUGGGAAUGGCCGAAAGGGUAAUAGAGUUUAUUUAAUUUUAUUAUUGUUGCUUCUUUUAGCUACUUGAUCAGUUGUUGCAACUGCGAUUGAAGGAAGCAACAUUUUGUGUAUCGAUUUUAUCGUGAUUUUAUUUAUAGUAGUAAAUUAUUGCUGUAUGUACAAUAUUUAGUGUUCACUCAUUAACGCAGAAUAUACAUAGAUUUAUGUAAAUUUGGUAAAGUUAAUAAAUUAUAUUUUUAUCGACCUGGCGUGUUAUUCCAGAAGCAUCUUAAGUUAAUUUUUAUUUUUAUCCUUAAAUUGGGAAUUUUUCUUAAGUGUUUCAUUUCAUAUUGCAAUAGUUAGGCAUUGAAAAUUACAUCAAAAUAACAUCAGUAUGUCAAAGUUAUUUUUAUAUACACCAAAAAAACAUGCAUGUCUUUAUUUAGUAGAGAAAUACAAAACAUUGAAAUUUUGAACUUAAGUGAAAAUAUUUAAGAAAUGACUUAAGAUGUUUCUGGAAUAGAACCUCUGUUGUAUUUAUGUGAACUAAACAUAUCUGCUUAGUUAUUGUCGCAGUAGUCAUGCGCAGACAGUAGAUGUUGUACAAUUGAAUGCAUGGAAGUAUCGUGCAGAUUGUAAUGCAUCAUUCAAGGGCUAAGAUUUUGACAACACUUAAACAAAGAGGGUCAAUGCAAAAUGAAAUCGUAUUUUUUUUUAAUUUCAUGGUUUAUACAAAUUAAUAAAAUUGUCACCAAUUACUUGUGUACAUAUCGGCUCUGAUGUCUAUUUUCAAGCCUAUUUUAUCAAUGUGGUAUUCAAGGAACAUCCGUCCAUUUAUUUCAAGUAUUUUGUUCUCAACAGAAAACCUUUUGUUAUGCUAUUUUUCAUUUAUUUGUGAUUUAUUCAUGAUAAGCAAUGUAUUUAUUUCUUGUUUUCAUUUUACAUCCUUAUAUAUGUUGGCAGAUUCAGACCUGAAUCAGAAUUCACAUUGUAUUGUGGGAAAACAUUACAUUGCUGAACACUCAUUGGAUACUAGUAUACGAAUUUGUGCCUGUUGAUAGAAUGCUUUUGUAUAUUUUGACAAACGUGAAUGCAGGACACUUAAUUGGACAAAUUUACAUGUUUUGCACUUUUGUUUACGUUUUAUAAAAUAUUAUUCUUAAAUGACUACGCUCAUUUAAUUAGUACUCUUGUAGACUUUCAAUUUUAUUGUAGUAAUAAAACCAUUGAAAGCAUG
Messenger RNA from Dreissena polymorpha, 7532 nucleotides. Its product is annotated as doublecortin domain-containing protein 1-like. The transcript has 31 exons. Gene Ontology annotation, molecular function: microtubule binding. Bases 43 to 4635 code for a protein of 1530 amino acids. Lineage: Eukaryota; Metazoa; Mollusca; Bivalvia; Myida; Dreissenidae. Gene Ontology annotation, biological process: intracellular signal transduction; regulation of mitotic cytokinesis. The record is from RefSeq and is a predicted model, not a curated record.